Messenger RNA from Pleuronectes platessa (European plaice), 1117 nucleotides. RefSeq names its product vascular endothelial growth factor receptor 3-like. The transcript has 3 exons. NCBI's taxonomy places the organism in Eukaryota, Metazoa, Chordata, Actinopteri, Pleuronectiformes, Pleuronectidae. The record is from RefSeq and is a predicted model, not a curated record. Gene Ontology annotation, biological process: response to bacterium. Bases 1 to 828 code for a protein of 275 amino acids.
AUGUUCGUCACUGAACUGUGUUUCAAAGACAAGUGGUCUCAGUGUAAAGAGGCGGGGAACAGGCUGACAAUACACAGGGACAACGUGACUCUACGCUGCUCCUACGACAGUCAGGUGUUGAUGCACUUCUCCUGGUACAGACAGACCUUAGGAUUCAGGCCGGAGCUCCUAUCUAGUGUUUACAGACAUGAUGAGCCGUCUAAAGUCUUCCACUGGUUGGAGGAGAAUCCUCGUUUCUCUGUGCGGAGGGAGGAAGGGAAGAAUCAUUUACACAUCUCUGACGUCCAACUCUCAGAUUCGGCUUCGUACUUCUGCGGAGGAUCGCACUCCAACAUGUUGGAUUUUGGAGAGGGGGUCUUUUUAAGUGUCAGAGCCAGACUCCAGGAACACCAGGACAUUGUCCAGGGGCCUGUAUCUGAGACCGUUCCCUUAGGAGGCUCUGUGACUCUCAACUGUACAGUUCUCACUGGAACCUGUGAUGGAGAACACAACGUUUACUGGUUCAGACACGGGUCUCGCCACGGCAUCCUUCACACAAACAGUGAUCAGUGUGAACGCACCUCUGUACCAGGGUCUCCCUCACACAGCUGUUCAUACCACCUGCAGAGGACCAACCUCAGGGCCUCUGACGCCGGGACCUACUACUGCACUGUAGCCUCCUGUGGCGAGAUACUGUUCGGCAGCGGAAGCGAGCUGCUGAUCCCAGACGACCAAACGGCACAGAUGAGAACCUUGGUUUGGCUCUCCAUCAUUAGAACUGGGAUUCUCUUGCUCUGUCUCACAGUGUGUCUCUUGGUUUACUUCACAAACGGCUCAGUUCGUCCUUAAAGCUCUGACUUCAGCCGGUUAUUUCAACUUAAAGGUUCAGUGUGUAAGAUUUGGGGGAAAGGGAUCUAUUGGCAGAAAGUUAAUAUAAAAUAAUCCUACUGAUGUUUUCACUUGUGUGGUUCAUCUAAAUUGUACUAAUUGCUCUUUUCUUUACCCUAGAAUUGAUCCUUUUUAUAUUCAAAUACUUUAAAUACUAUCAGGAGUGGGUUCUCUCUACGGAGGCCGCCAUGUUUUUACUGUAGCCCAGACUGGACAAACUAAACACUGUUUGAGUUUUUAUAACAACUGA